Penicillium olsonii is the source of this 1785-nucleotide messenger RNA. NCBI's taxonomy places the organism in Eukaryota, Fungi, Ascomycota, Eurotiomycetes, Eurotiales, Aspergillaceae. The record is from the annotation of a GenBank genome assembly.
AUGCCCACCAUUUCGGUCGACAAGGCCGCUCUUUUCAAGGAGCUGGGCCGCGAUUACACUACUGAGGAGUUUGAUGAGUUGUGUUUCGAGUUCGGAAUUGAACUUGAUGAGGAUGACCGUCCUAUCGUCGACGGAGUCCAAGAGCCGCCUCAACUCAAGAUCGAGAUCCCCGCCAACCGAUAUGACUUAUUGUGCUUCGAAGGCAUUGCGCUCAUGCUCAACAUCUUCUUGGGCCGAGUCUCCCUUCCCGAAUACAAGUUGACCAAGCCCGCAAAGAUGGAGCAGAUCAUUGUCAAGGAGGAUACCACCAAAAUCCGCCCCUACGUUUCAGGUGCUAUUCUUCGAGGUGUCAAAUUCGACCAGGCUCGUUAUGAGUCCUUCAUCGCCCUGCAGGACAAGCUUCACCAGAACUUGGCCCGCGCCCGAACCUUAGUCUCUAUUGGUACCCAUGACUAUGAUACUGUCCAAGGGCCCUUCACCUACGAUGCACAGGCACCCAAGGACAUCAAGUUCACUCCGUUGAACCAGACCCAGGAAAUGAACGGCGAGGAGUUGAUGAACUUCUACGAAAAGCACCAGCAGCUGGGCAAGUACCUGCACAUCAUUCGCGACUCCCCGGUCUACCCAGUCAUCUAUGACUCCAAAAAGACCGUUUGCUCCCUGCCUCCCAUCAUCAACAGCGACCACUCUAAGAUCAGUCUGAACACCACGAAUAUCUUCAUCGAAAUUACAGCCCUCGACCGUACGAAGCUCGAGAUUGUCAACAGAAUGAUGGUCACUAUGUUCUCUCAAUACACCUCGGAGCCUUUCACCAUCGAGCCCGUUCAGAUCGUGUCUGAGCACAACAACGAGACUCGUGUCACCCCCGAUAUCGCUCCCCGCAUUGCCCAGGCGGAGGUUUCUUACAUCAACCAGUGCUGUGGCCUGGAACUCAGCCCCGCGGAGAUUUGCACCAAGCUCACAAAGAUGUCUUACCGCGCCAAGCCCUCCUCUACUUCCGCCGACAUCAUUGACGUGGAAAUCCCCCCAACCCGUGCCGAUGUGCUUCACCAGUGUGAUAUCAUGGAAGAUGUGGCUAUUGCCUAUGGUUUCAACUCGCUUCCCCGUGAUUUCCCUCAAAUCUCCGGCACCAUCGCCCAGCCCCUUCCCAUCAACAAGCUCACCGAUAUCGUUCGCGUGGAAACUGCCAUGGCUGGCUGGUCUGAGGUUAUGCCCCUUAUCCUGUGCUCGCACGACGAGAACUUCGGCUGGUUGAACCGCAAGGACGACGGAAACACCGCCGUCAAGCUGGCCAACCCCAAGACCACUGAGUUCCAGGUUGUUCGCACAAGCUUGCUUCCGGGUCUCCUGAAGACCAUCCGAGAGAACAAGCACCAUUCCGUUCCCAUGAAGAUCUUCGAGGUCAGCGAUGUCGCCUUCAAGGAUAUGUCCAUGGAGCGCAAGAGCCGUAACGAACGCCAUUUCGCUGCUGCGUUCUACGGAAAGAGCGGUGGUUUCGAGAUUGUCCACGGUCUUCUUGACCGUAUCAUGGCCAUGCUCAAGACUGCCUUCAUCACCGGCGAGGAGGGCCUUGAAAACCCCGCCGUCACCGACUCCCAGUAUUAUAUCAAAGAGACUGAUGACUCUACCUACUUCCCCGGUCAUGCUGGUACCAUCCACGUUCGCAUCGGUGGCAAGGACCAGGUCAUUGGUUCUUUCGGUGUUCUCCACCCAACGGUGCUGGAGAACUACGAGCUCAAGUACCCCGUCAGUGCUCUGGAGCUCAAUGUUGAGGCUUUCCUGUAG